Molecule: messenger RNA, 1239 nt
Organism: Prunus armeniaca (apricot)
Lineage: Eukaryota; Viridiplantae; Streptophyta; Magnoliopsida; Rosales; Rosaceae
Source: the annotation of a GenBank genome assembly
AUGGUUGCCAAUUAUAACUCCGCCACCGCCAUCCUCAGACUCCACCCACAAAAUCUUGAUAAUAAAGCAAGAAAACGCAAGAAACCACUAGCUGAUGUGAUCGGUUUGGGUUUGUACAACUCGUGCAAGAAAAAGGCAACAAGAACAACUGAUGGAAAUCCUAAUGACUUGAUUCACGAAGUCGAAGGGAACUCCCUGAAGAGGUUUCCAUACAAUGAGUUGGUAUUGGCGACAAGAAAUUUUUCUGAGGGAGAAAAGCUUGGGGAGGGAGGAUCUGGUGUGGUUUACAAAGGCUACAUCACAUACUUGAACUCAUAUGCUGCUGUUAAGAAGAUAUCAAGGGGACCUGAAUAUGGGCCGAUUGAUACGUAUGCACCACAACUACAGACAAUCAGUCGAUGUAAGCAUCGGAAUCUGGUGCAACUCAUUGGUUGGUGCCAUGAAAAAGGAGAACUCCUACUUGUCUACUACGAGUUCUUGCCCAACGGCAGCUUAGAUUCUCAUUUGUUCAAACCAGAAAGCUCGUUAUCUUGGGAGUCAAGGUACAAAAUUGUUCAAGGCUUGGCUUCGGGGUUGCUCUAUCUACAUGAAAUUUUGCAGCAACCUCUGUUGCACACGAAUAUCAAAUCGAGCAAUGUUAUGGUGGAUUAUGAUUUCAACGCAAAACUUGGGGAUUUUGGGUUCGGCAACAGAAAAGAGCCACAGAUGAUAACCACAAGCUACAUGGCUCCUGAAUAUAUUGACACUAGACAGUUAAGCAAGAAAUCAGACGUUUUCAGCUUCCGAAUUGUUGCUUUGGAGAUUUCCUGCGGAAGAAAGCUCAUCAAUCCAAAAUUUGGAGGUAGUCAUGUCAAUAUGGUAGAGUGGGUUUGGGAGCUUUAUGUAAAAGGAAAAGUUAUCGAAACAGCUGAUCCAAAAUUGCGUGGAGAUUUCGAUGACAAACAAAUGGAGUGUUUGUUGAUUGUUGGGUUGUGGUGUGCUCAUCCAAAUUACAAUUUCAUACCUUCAAUACAGCAAGUGAUUCAAACGCUUGACUUUGAAGUUGCAGUGCCCAUUCUCUCAUCAAAGAUGCGAACUACUUCUUCUCCUCAUACAAUAUCAGUUUCAGGUUCGUCUUCUAGUAUUGGUUCUGAAGGAGGGCAAGUUGAUGACUCUGGCCCUGAUUAUAUCACCAAUUGCUCACCGAUCAUUGAAUAUCUCCAACAACUUCUCCUCCAUCAACUCGGGUUAAGAAAUUAG